CCUGUCCGCUUUCAUUCAAGUGGUGCCCAAAUACUACUCCACUGUCAAGCCGUUACGUAUGGAUUGUCGAAUGUUGGGUUAACGAUGUCGAAAAUGGGAGGGUUCCGCCAACCAGAGCGAAGUUAUUUCCGUGUAUUUAUUCCGGAGUUCCCCAUCGUUGGCACCUAAAGUUUGCAGGCUAAACAUCUACCUAAUCUUAAUGUUGCCAUUGAGACAGCUCAUCGGUGUGACUAAACCUAGCCCACCAACCGGCCUCCCAGCACAUACCCGAAUGAUCCGUUCGUCCGCUACUUGGAUGGACUUCCAUUUUGAUACACACCACUUUGUGCAACGUCUGGAGCGUGAAGGAUUCACCCGGGCACAAUCCGAAGGCAUCAUGGCAGCCAUGGCGGACGUGGUUGAUGAGAGUAUACGCAACCUUUCUCAGAAUAUGGUCACAAAAGCUCAACAGGAGAAGUUUCACUAUAGUCAGAAGGUAGAUUUUGCCCAACUUAAGUCGGAAAUUCAGCUGGUGGAAAAGAACGACCUUUCCCUUAUGAAAACCGAAAAUGACCGGUUAAUGGCAGAAGUUGACAAAUUGAAACAACGGCUUAGAGAAGAGAUUUCUCGCACUCAGGGUCGUAUACGAGACGAGUCCAGUCUUCAAGAACUGAAAAUACGUGAGGUUGACACACGCAUCGAAAGUGAAAUUGCUGGACUUCGUACUGCAAUUGAGACAGCUAAGCAAAAUACUCUUCAGUACUUGGUCACAGUUGGAAUUCCGACCCAGUCUCAGGCCUCCAAAGCAACUGGCUGUGCAGCUCUACUAAUGGCAUAUCUUCGAUUCCGGGUUUGAUCAUUAUGGCUACCAGCUAGGCCGUAUGAUAAUGGACGGGCGAGUAGUGAAUGAGAAAAAUACUUGAAUUA
Messenger RNA from Cantharellus anzutake, 906 nucleotides. RefSeq lists its product as uncharacterized. The record is from RefSeq and is a predicted model, not a curated record. The transcript has 6 exons. Gene Ontology annotation, cellular component: mitochondrion. NCBI's taxonomy places the organism in Eukaryota, Fungi, Basidiomycota, Agaricomycetes, Cantharellales, Hydnaceae. Bases 200 to 835 code for a protein of 211 amino acids.